ACUUACCCCAAGAACUAGGACGGAGAUAGUCCCAAACGCUGCUCUUUUACUCCCCCACCCCCCUUCUUCUCUCCUCGCUCCCAUGUUGCCGCCGCCGCCGGCGAAACCAUCUCUCCUCCUCCUCUCCUCCUUCCACCGCCGCCACCACCCAUUAGCAUCACCGUCGCCGCCGACGCGACCGGGCCGUACGGCGGUGGCGCCGGCCCUGCUCCUCCUCCUCGUAUUAAUAGUAUCCCUGCUUGAGCUCCCUCCAGCGGCCGUCAGCGACCCGGACGAUGAGCGGUGCCUAACGAACCUCCGGCAGUCGCUGUCGGACCCGACGCACAGCCUUCGGAACUGGAGCAAGACCACCUUCGCCGCCCCCUGCAACGGCUUCACCUCCUACCUGGGCGGCGCCACCUGCAACAACGGCCGCGUCUACAAGCUGUCGCUGGCAAAUCUUUCCCUCUCCGGCACCCUCUCCCCCUUCCUCGCCAACUGCACCAACCUCCAGUCCCUGGACCUCUCCUCCAACUCCCUCACCGGGCCCAUCCCCCCCGAGCUCUCCUCCCUCCUCAACCUCGCCGUCCUCAACCUCUCCGCCAACCGCCUCUCCGGCUCCAUCCCCCCGCAGCUCGCCCUCUGCGCCUAUCUCAACGUCAUCGACCUCCACGCCAACGCCCUCUCCGGCCUCAUCCCGGACCAGCUCGGCCUCCUCGUCCGCCUCUCCGCCUUCGACGUCUCCCACAACCAGCUCUCCGGCCCCAUCCCCGUCCUCCUCGCCAACCGCUCCGGGGGGCUUCCCCGCUUCAAUGCCAGCUCUUUUAUCGGCAACAAGGACCUCUACGGCUACCCGCUACCACCGGCGUCAGGGAAGGGGCUCUCGGUGCUCGCCAUCGUCGGGAUCGGGCUCGGCAGCGGGCUGCUCAGCCUCGUCCUCAGCUUCACCGCCGUCUGCAUCUGGCUCCGGGUCACCGAGCAGCAGGGGACGAUGCCAGGCGAGGAGGCCAAGAUCUCCCACCUCAUGCCCGAAUACUAAAUUCGAUUUUAUUUACUAAGAAUCUCUUCUCCGCUCUCCCAUUCCCGGCUCCAUCCGCCAUAAAAAUCGCAUCUUGGGACUUUCCCUGUUUUUUUGCAGUGUUGGUGUUCCUCCUCUUCUCAUAUUAUUUUGGUUUCCUUCUUUUUUUUUUGUUUUUUAAUGGGUUGAGUUAACCAUUUGUAAUUUUUUGAGAAAAAAAAAAGUAAGCUUGGCUAGAUCCAUAUGUAUACCAUAGCUAAGAAAUCUAAUUGAGUUCUUUCUCUCAUUUUCUUUCAUCCUAUGUAUCUUCCUUCUCCUUAAGUUCAAUUGCAGUGGGAUUUGGCAGUCAAGAAACGAUUUUUAGCCCGAAGAUGGUUUCAUUUAUUUUCUUUCUUGGGAUUUUGUUUUCUCUUUACAGAAUUACAGUAUGGGAGUUGGGACUUUGAAGUGCAAAGGUUGGAGAUUGGAGAGAUUGAGACUGGGUGAUGGGAUUCAGUUGUUCAGGUUCUAAAUUAAAUGCUCUAUCUCUUUCACACUUCCUACGUUUCUGUGUUCUUGAGAGUUGAGUCCAUUACUAAUGUAGGAUUAGUGACUAGAAAGAAGGAUUUUUCAGCCCAAGAAGAACUAAAGAUGUUAUUUUUCUUUCUUUUCUGGGCUUUACUGUUAAAGGCAUGUUUAAAGGUUACCUUCCUGCCAUCUAUUACCUUGUUGCUUUCUGCCUGUGGACUGAAGAAGAGGUACAGUUUUUCUGAAUCUAUAGCUCAUCAUCUGGCUUUUAUCUUAUUAA
This is a messenger RNA of Elaeis guineensis (African oil palm), 1784 nucleotides long. RefSeq names its product receptor-like protein 44. Gene Ontology annotation, molecular function: protein binding. The record is from RefSeq and is a predicted model, not a curated record. Lineage: Eukaryota; Viridiplantae; Streptophyta; Magnoliopsida; Arecales; Arecaceae.